Platichthys flesus (European flounder) is the source of this 6256-nucleotide messenger RNA. RefSeq names its product zinc finger protein 654-like. Gene Ontology annotation, cellular component: nucleus. Gene Ontology annotation, biological process: regulation of transcription by RNA polymerase II. Gene Ontology annotation, molecular function: DNA binding; DNA-binding transcription factor activity, RNA polymerase II-specific. The transcript has 12 exons. Lineage: Eukaryota; Metazoa; Chordata; Actinopteri; Pleuronectiformes; Pleuronectidae. Bases 13 to 4257 code for a protein of 1414 amino acids. The record is from RefSeq and is a predicted model, not a curated record.
ACAGCAGCCAGUAUGGCGGACAGCGAAAGUGAUUUGGAAACAGACGGACUCCAAUCAGCUCUGGACUCACUGUGUGAGAGACACUGCAGCGACGAGUCGACCCUGAACAGCAAAGACUACUGCUCUGAGUUCUGUGAGCUGGUUGAGGACUACACGGGGCAAUGGCAAGUUCCUCUUCCCCAGCUCAAGCUGCUGCGGACAGCACUCAGCAGUUUCACCAAAGCCACUGCUGCCUUCCCCGAUGACUGUCAGCACAUCUACCAUGUCCUCAGUAGCCUGGCCCUGAGCUUCUUUGAACUCAUGCUGUUUUUCAGCAAAGAAGAAUUUGUGGAAACACCUUUAAAAGACAUCCUUGAUUCCUUUCAGGAGUGUCACUUUCAGCUCCUAAGGCACAGGAAUGGCUACUUUCAGCAUGUGAAGCAGACCAUCAAAGCAGGAGGCCCAUGGGAGAAUGCAGUACUACAAAGAAUCCUGAAGGAGGCAGACUUGCCACCCAAAGAGGUUGAUGAAUUCUUGAGCUCUGAGUUGCCGGUGUUCUUGGAGCUCCGGGUUCGGUACCUGCAGGCCUGUGAACGGAUGCAGGAGGCCAUGGCCCUGGCUAAAAGCUGCCUGGAGAAUCGUGAGGCUGGAAAGCAUCUGUUCUUCCAUCAGGCGUACCUGACCUGUCUCCACAAGGCCUCACUGCACGAACAUCUCCACAAAGAGAUGGCAGAGAUUGACGGCCGAGAUGCAGUGGAGAUCAUCUGCAACACAGAGAGUGUGGAAAAGGAUGAGCUCCUGUUGUCACUGUGUAAAGCUUUCCUGACUCAGCAUCUUCACAAUGGGGACAUGUAUUACAUCUGGGACCUGGUGUUCAUCUGGAGUAGGCUGCACCUGCGGGCCCAUCCGUCAAGACAAGGCUUCCUGGCUGAGUGCCUCAAGUUGGCUUCCUCUGCUACCAAUGUCAGAGCCAUCUUUCCUUUCAUCAAACUGCUCACAACAGAGGUGGGUAGUGAAGGGAUCCAGGUCUGUGUGGAGCUUUGUGCCAGGGCCCUGCAGCUGUGUGACAUGCAGGUCGACUCUGUGACCUGCUCUCUGGUCUGCAAGACCAUCGCCUUCCUUCUGCCUCAUGACCUGGAGAUCUGUCGAGCUUGUGCUCUGCUUGUCUUCUGUCAAGAACGCAGCCUGGAGGCUUACAGAACCGUCUGCCUGCUUUAUAUGCAUCCCGACCAGGAGCCCCAUCCAAACAACAGCACUGUCCGGACCAACGUCCGCUUCCAUAUUCUACAGAUGAUGAAGCAGCGCUUGUGUUUUGACCCUGAGUUCUGGAACCUCCUGACCCUCAGGACACAUUGCAUGGAGCUGAUAAGUGACAAGGUCAUGAAGGCUGCUGUUAUGAAUGAGAUGAAAGAAGAAGAAAGGGAAUACAGUGAAGAGCUGCUAGCAAAUUGUUCAAAUGACUCAUGUUCUCAAGAUCUUAGUUUGUGCCAGUGCAAUGAAGCUACAGUUAUGAAGCAAGAACUUCCAAAGGAGCCGAUUGUAGCUGAACCGGCAAAAAAGUGUGUUCCUCCACCAGAUCAAGUUCCCUUGAAGAGGAUAAAAUUGAGGAGAAUUCAACGAAGGAGAAAACAUUCUGUGUCUGAUGAUGAACCAGAGCCUCGUGAUGAUCCAGAGUUCAAAUACAAUCUCCAGCCCACCUCUUUGAUCAAUAAGCCCAUGUAUUCACUAAGACGCAGUCACACUGACAAGGAAAACGCUGCUUCCACAAAGUUCCCUCUAAACCGCAAACGAGAGUAUCUGUCUCGAUGUGUGAAGAGCCAAAUUUUGAAAAGGAAAGGCCAGAAGAAAAGAUGGUUGCAGGGACUUCCAAGGCUGGAGCAGGUACAGACUGUUAAAGAGUUAAAGGUCCAAGUUAAAGGGAAGAAGAGAGGUCGGAAGCCUUUAUUCAAAUAUGAACUCUCUUAUCCUGAUAAUGAAAUAUUCCUGACAGUAGACAGAUCUGGUUCCGACGAGGAAACUGACACCGAGCUGGAAAUGCCACAUCUGGUGAAUGAACUUGAACAAAAACGGGAAAACGAAGAGACUCAUCUUGAGCCGGUAAAUGAUCUUGAAAAGGAAAAUACUGUGGUUGCGCAGGAUACUGCCAUGGUCUGUGUGAAUAGUCUAACUGAACAAAUCCAAGAGGAAUCUCAAACACGCCUUGGUUCAAAGCUUAGUGAAGGUCCUCCUUCAGAGACUCGAGCUUCCAUCCCUGCCGUCGAAGCGGAUCCUGAGCUCGAUGGACCACUCUUACAGUUACUGGAGUGUCCAGUGGAUCUGCUGCACAGCUACUCCCUUAACUCCAGAAAGCCUGAAGAAUCCUCCGUGGCAGAUGGGCUGGAUGGUGAUGCAGAGGAGGAGCCCCAGUCGCCAAUGGAAACAGAAGUCUCAAAACUCAAGGUGCAAACCAAGAGAACAUGGAGAGACAGAAUGCUCCGUACUCAACAAUACUCUCAUUUGUCCCACCACUGCACUCUCUGCCGUAAAGACUAUAAAGGCUUGAACGUUAUGAGGCAUGCUCUGUCACACCUCAAGAGAAGGAAAAUCAGAUGUAUACUCUGUGGAAAACGCUUUAAACAGUUCCAUUUUGCCAAAAAGCAUGUUCUGGACCACUUUGAUGAAAUGUGCAAACAAAAACCCAAGGAGCCCUGCACCAUGGACACUCCAGCGGCUAAUGGAGUAGCAGAAAAUGCUGAAAAUCUGAACCACCCUCAGAAUGAAAUUCAGACUCACAUUUCUGAUGAGGACAUUGCUGAGCGGAAGACAAGCAGCAAAAUCAAAGUUUCCAGCCUCAAGAGAGAAGAUCGCAUCAUCAGAAACCUCCGCACCCUCAUCAAAAAGACGUCUGUGCUUCACAAGAAGUGCAAGAACCCUAAUGCAAACAUUUUCAAGCGGGUCGAUUUCAAGGAUGAGCAGGUCGUCAUUACAGACGGCCAGGUGAUCGUACGAGAGCCGUCUGUGAUUGAGAGGGAAGGGGCCGACGAGGACGAGAAGAAGCCAGCAGAAGAAAAUGGCUUUGGUGUGGAUAUCACAUAUCACCUCUGCCCGUCGGUGUCGUGUGAUCGAGUUUUCUUGAAGGUCAGCACCACACUGACGAAGCACGCUCUCAAAUGCCACAUAAAGGAAGAGGACGUGCUGGAGAAGACUUUUAUUUGGGCCAAGCACAAGUGUAGCCUCUGCCUCAGGCAGUUGCAGUUUCUCCAGAAUUAUAAGGACCACAUGAAAUUCCAUGAUAGUCCUCUGCAACACUUCUGCUACCAUCAAGAGUGUGACCAACGUUUCUUUACGCAGCAGGAACUGAAGGACCAUGUGAACACCCACAAGCCCUUCAGGCCCCAAUGUCCCUUCACAGACUGUGAGAAGCUCUUCUCGAGCCUUCAGGGCCUCUACGACCACGAAUGGAGACACUACAUCCCAGCUCCUCAAAAAGAGGAGUUUGAGUUAAAGGGCGACAGAAAGAUAACGCAAAAUUCAGAAGCUCCGUGGAAGCAGAGGGUGAAGGUCGAGGAGUUGUGGCUGCAGAAUAAAAAGGGGCAGAUGGAAAGUCCUAUCCCAGAUCACCUAGAGGCCUCGCAUGUUGAGGAUCUCGGAGAAAUGAGCCAAACUGAGAAGCAGGAUUGUGAAGCAAAUCUUUCAAACAGCAGUGAAGACCUGUUGAAAUUAGAUGAUCUUACAGAGAAAACAGUCAGUCAUGAUGACAACGAAGACACCAUCAAUGGAUUUGAGGAUGUGGCAAGUUCCCAUCCUGGAAGUGAAAAAAACACUCCACCUAAGAAAGUUCGUAAGAGAACGCCAGUCCAGUUGGACCCUCUGAAUGUCAAGGACCUUGAGGAUUUGUCCACUUUGGCUGAGGGAGUCCAGCAGAAACUGGGAGAGCCGCAUAUCACCGAGCACAAGACCUUCAAACCCGAGGAUCCGGUCUACGCCACGUUCGUCAAAGCCCCCUUCAUCCGGCCGCCGCCCUCCACCUACCUGGAUGAAUCUCUGCUCUCCAUGCGCAAGAGGAGGGCCCCCGUGGAGGUUGUUCAGAAGAAAAAUGUCUACUGGAGCAUUAAGAAGAAGAACGAACCCGCGCUCAACAAGGAGCAGAAGGUGGACAACACGGCCCCUGAGCAGAAGAGCAGACAACGCUGUGACAAAUGUUUGUCCUCCUUCGGCAGCUUAGAAGAACUAAAGAAACACCAAGCUCUUAACACCUGCUCUUCACUGUUUGGCUUCGAUUCUGACGAUGAGAGUUAGUGCUUGAGGACCUGAAGCUGGAAUGACCAUUAUACUCCAUCACCUGGCUCAGGGCCAACCUUGAACAUAGAUCAACACUGGAACCUUUUCUUAACAGUCAGAUAUCACUCAGAUUAUUGCAUUCAUGGACACCUCUGUGUUAACAAAGGCAGGAUAUGUGCCAAAAUGGUUAUUUGGAGGAUUUUAUUUAUUCAUAAAUAACAUCUUCAAUAUUUUCUCACAUUUUAAAACAAAAAAUGGGACAUUUUCUUCUCGUCCUAUCUAAAAGUUACGCUGGACAAUGUGUGAGAACUAGGAAACCAAAUACAGCCCAGGACAGCCUCCCGAGAGUCAAAGUACACAAUAAUAUCUAUAACUUCACGCAGAUCAGUAUUUAUUUUUAGACCAUAGAAUGAAAGUGUUUUAAUGACAAAACUUGUCUGGACACAACGCUGUUAAGGUAUAGUGCCACAUUAUGUGUUAGGUUAAAAAAUAUCAUGAGCCUACUUGCUCAUCAAAUUUCUAUUCCCCAAUCUGGUUUCCCAAGUAGCUCAGAAGAAGCAAAGCCGGCUGUACAGAUGAAUUCAAUAUUUUUACUUUUCUAACAGAGGUAGACAUGGCUUGGUCGGUAAUCAAGUACAAUACAGGAUUAAUUAGAAUUCCGAGCCUGCCUGGUUUAUUAUUAGUUCUUGUCUUUCUUGGUCAUACGCUGAACAGACAGGAGAUGUGAGCCUGAAGUAAAGAUUUUCAUUUAUUCAUGUUUUAACAAGAUUUUUGAAAAACAAAGUCCAACUCCGAGAGCACAGAGAGUGCAUGUUGCUCUCUCUGUUUUGAAUGUACAGUCUUCCAGAUGAAUCAUGUGCCUCUCUGAGUUCUUUGUGUAGAGGUCGUAUGAAAAAACAUCGAAUUAUACACAACGAUAAUUGUGGAUAUGCAAAAUUACACAAUUAAAUUUUAUAUUUUGAAUAAAUCCUCCAAACCUUUAUCAAAUAACGUUUAAAAACAUAAAGAGGAAGUGUUUCCAGUGCCUGUGAGCUGCUGCUUGUUUGAAACAAGGCACAACAGCUUUGUUAACUGGUCUUCUGGUGAUGGCAUGUCAACAUUGAUCAAAAUGUCUGACCGUGUAAAUCUGCCUCCGUACUGUCACAAUAGUUCUCUGUACAGCAUAGGAGUUAUUCAUAAUUAUAUUAGUGCCAAUACUGAAUCAGUGUUAGACUGUUGGUGAAAUUGAACAUUGAACCAGUGACACCAGUUUUCUUUGAAUUUCAAAUAUCUGGUAUUUCAUCCUGUAGAAUAUCUGAGACGGUCCUCAGUUGUGUAUAUACUUAUGAAAAGGUUGAUCUGUUUGAUAACUUUUUAAUGUAAUGCUUUUAUGUGACUGUGCACUUAAACCUGCUUAUUUAUAUGUAAAAAUGUGAAUAGAUUGGAUUUCUACAGGUAAUGACUCAUCUAUUUUUCAUAAAGAAAAGGUGAUUAAAUUUGUUUGAAUAAACAAAUGGUGAAUCUAAAGUCUGUUGUUGAUCAUAGUUCAUAUCAGAGUCUAGAAUGUUUUGGUUUCUUAUUUUUCAUGGUCAUGAGACAGUUUUGUAUAGUUCUUGUUAGUGCUCGAGCAUCGAACAGUGGGAGGCCCUAUCUAAAUUGUAAGGAUUAUUAUUAGUAAUGCUGCCAAUUUUAGGGGUUCAGUAUAUUGCCGGGAUGCACAUGGGGAAGAGUGGCGAUUGAACCCACGACCUUCUUGUUGGGGAACGACCAAUCUACCGACAAGGCCACACUGACUGCUCAUUCCCAUGAGGAACUAUGCGCAGCAAGAAGAUGGACAAAUUAUUGUUGGUGUUUGUCAUUCUAUGCUCAUUUUGAUACACACUUCAGAGAAACUACUACAUAUAUUUGAAAGCCUUACUUAAAAGUUAUUUUAGAUUUAGACUUUUAGAUACUGGAUGAUUUAACAUGCUUUAAAAAAAUUAGAGAAUAACCCAGUAGUUUCAAACCUUGGCUUCUGACGCCUUACAAGAAUCACAGU